AUGUUCUCGACCGUGCGCAACACCGCGCUUCGCCAAGCGCGCACCCAGCUCAGAUCAGUCCGCCCGAUUUCGCUACCCCACCAGUCCUUCGUCGCGCGGUUACUCUCCACCCUGGCCGUCCUCGAACAACGCGAGGGCAAGCUCAACCCCGGUUCAUUGGCCGCUGUGACGGCUGCGCAGAAGCUGGGCGGUCCUGUCACGGCAUUCGUUGCUGGGAGCAGCAUCAAGGGCGUUGCCGAUGCGGCGGCCAAAGUGAAGGGUCUGGACAAGAUCAUCUUUGUGGACAACGGUGCAUACGACAAGGGUCUUCCGGAGAACUAUGCCCCGCUGCUGGUGGAAAAUAUCAAGAAGGGCGGUUUCACCCAUAUCCUUGCGGGCCACUCUGCCUUCGGCAAGAACCUUCUGCCGCGUGUAGCCGCUCUGCUCGAUGUGUCGCAGGUUUCUGACAUCACGGCCAUCGAGAGCGAGGACACCUUCGUCCGCCCCAUCUAUGCUGGUAACGCCAUCCUCACCGUCCAGUCCUCGGACCCCAUCAAGAUCAUAACCGUCCGUGGCACUGCUUUCCCGGCGGGCGAGACCGAAGGUGGAAGUGCACAGCUCGAGGAAGGUGUUGACCCUAAGGCGGAUAGCCCUACUGAGUGGGUUUCGGAGGAUCUGGCCAAGUCUGACAGGCCCGACCUGGCCACGGCUAGUAAGGUCGUCUCCGGUGGACGUGGUCUGAAGUCGAAGGAGGAGUUCGACCGCCUGAUGCCUCCGCUCGCUGACGCCCUUGGCGCUGCCAUCGGUGCGUCUCGUGCCGCCGUUGACAGUGGCUUUGCGGACAACAGCCUGCAGGUCGGCCAGACGGGCAAGAACGUUGCGCCGCAGCUCUACCUGUGCGCUGGUAUUUCUGGCGCAAUCCAGCACCUGGCUGGUAUGAAGGACAGCAAGGUCAUUGCUGCCAUCAACAAGGACGCGGAUGCGCCCAUCUUCCAAGUUGCGGACGUUGGCCUAGUUGGCGAUCUCUUCGAGAAGGUCCCUGAGCUUACGGAGAAGUUGAAGGCUCAGUAG
Lasiodiplodia theobromae is the source of this 1050-nucleotide messenger RNA. RefSeq names its product Electron transfer flavoprotein Alpha. Gene Ontology annotation, cellular component: mitochondrion. The record is from RefSeq and is a predicted model, not a curated record. The coding region runs from base 1 to 1050 and encodes 349 amino acids. Gene Ontology annotation, molecular function: flavin adenine dinucleotide binding; electron transfer activity. NCBI's taxonomy places the organism in Eukaryota, Fungi, Ascomycota, Dothideomycetes, Botryosphaeriales, Botryosphaeriaceae. The transcript is spliced from 2 exons.